Hibiscus syriacus is the source of this 2177-nucleotide messenger RNA. Its product is annotated as aspartic proteinase 39-like. Gene Ontology annotation, molecular function: aspartic-type endopeptidase activity. NCBI's taxonomy places the organism in Eukaryota, Viridiplantae, Streptophyta, Magnoliopsida, Malvales, Malvaceae. The record is from RefSeq and is a predicted model, not a curated record. Bases 181 to 1644 code for a protein of 487 amino acids. The transcript has 10 exons. Gene Ontology annotation, biological process: proteolysis.
AAACCAUUCUCAUUUCUCAAAAUUUUUAAAAAAAAAUCAGUCUUGGUCUUUAAACGUUCGUUAUAUUUUCUUUUCUCAAUGCAGAGAAUCAAACAAGAUCGAUCUUUUAAUUUCGAUUCAUGUUUAUAAAGAAGACCCCAUUUCUUCUCUUCAAAAUUUGUUCACAAAGCCUUUGGCAAAAUGCGGGCUCCCAGUUUGCUGAUCUUGGGAUUUUUAGCAGUGUUGUCGGUGGUUUACUGUGUUGUUAUCCCACUGGAGAGAGCUUUUCCUUUGAACGGUCAAGUUGAGUUGAGCCAACUCUUAGCUCGUGACCAACUCAGACAUUCACGAAUCUUGCAGCGUUUCGUUGGUGGAGUCGUCGACUUCUCUGUUCAAGGCUCCUCUGAUCCCUAUCUCGUCGGGCUUUAUUUUACAAAGGUGAAACUCGGAUCACCUCCUAGAGAAUUCAAUGUGCAGAUAGACACUGGAAGUGAUAUAUUAUGGGUGACAUGCAGUUCUUGCACUGAUUGUCCCCAGUCCAGUGGGCUUGGAAUUCAACUCAGUUUAUUUGAUUCUUCAAGUUCGUCAUCUGCUAAGCUGGUUUCUUGUUCGGAUCCAGUGUGCUCUUCAGAAUUUCAAACAACUGCAACUCAGUGUUCUCAGAGUAAUCAGUGCAGUUACUCCUUCCAGUAUGGAGAUGGAAGCGGGACUUCUGGUUAUUAUGUAGCUGACAUGUUGUAUUUUGAUGCUAUUUUGGGACAGUCUUUGAUUGUCAAUUCUUCAGCUCUUGUUGUAUUUGGGUGCAGCACAUAUCAGUCUGGCGACUUAACUAAGACGGAUAAAGCUGUGGAUGGGAUAUUUGGUUUUGGCCGAGGUGAUCUGUCUGUUAUAUCACAAUUGUCAUCACGGGGAAUAACUCCUAGAGUUUUCUCACAUUGUCUGAAAGGAGAUGGCAGUGGAGGAGGUAUAAUGGUUCUUGGUGAGAUUUUGGAGCCCAACAUUGUUUAUAGUCCACUUGUCCCUUCACAGCCCCAUUAUAAUUUAAUGCUACAGAGCAUUGCGGUCAAUGGGCAGUUACUGCAAAUUGACCCGGCAGUUUUUGCAACAUCAAGUAAUCAUGGUACUAUCAUUGACUCUGGAACAACUUUGGCAUACUUAGUGCGAGAGGCAUAUGAUCCAUUUGUUAGUGCUAUAACAGCUACUGUUUCACCAUCUGUUACUCCCACCAUUUCUAAAGGAAACCAGUGUUAUCUAGUCCCCACCAGUGUAAGUGAGAUAUUCCCCCCAGUUAGUUUAAAUUUUGCGGCUGGUGCAUCAAUGACGUUAAAACCAGAAGACUAUCUUAUACGCUCUGGUUUCUAUGAUGGUGCUACAAUGUGGUGCAUUGGUUUCCAAAAGGUUCAGGGUGGAAUGACAAUUUUAGGAGAUCUUGUCUUAAAAGAUAAGAUAGUUGUUUAUGAUCUUGCUCAUCAACGGAUUGGAUGGGCCAACUAUGAUUGUUCAUUAUCUGUAAAUGUUUCCAUCACUUCCGGUAAAGACUUCAUAAAUGAAGGACAGUUGAGUGUGAGUAGCUCGACGAGAGAGAUGCUAUUCAAGCUUAUACGUUUGAGUUUUAUAACUCUCUUAAUACAACUGUUAGAGUUUGUGGAGUUCCAGGUUUUGUAAAACCCAUCAGUCUUUGAAAUUCCAUUCUUUCUUCAAUCUAUAUAGUAGAUUGUCCGAUCUUUAUUUAUGGUGAUCGGAAAGGCAUUUGUGGUUUUUACUCGGAUAGCAAAGGGUAGUUGUACCUGACAGUGUAAGGUUCUCACCUGGCCUGGAUUGCUCAUGAACGGACCGGAACAUUGAAUCUUCUUACGGAUAGCUGGGCUUUCUACUUGUAAGGAUCUUUUAUGUCCAUUGCUAAAGCUGUAUAUUAUCUCUCCACUGGAUUUGACGUGUAACACGAGUACAAACAACAAUGUUGCCAUCGAAAGCGGAAAGAAGGGCACUAGUUUUGGCUUGGUUUUAGUCAGAGAUGCUGAAAUAGGCACUUAAUGUCCAAGUUUGAAGUCAAUUUUGGAACAUCAUUGUUUGUCUGGGUUUUAGUGAUAUAAAAAUGUUCAUAAUUUUUCAUGUUUCCUCGUGUGUCAAGCCAUAGGCCAUAACCUUCUUGGUGACAAGCAAAUGUAAGAAAUUUCAUUAAAAAUUCUUCAGUUUAU